Messenger RNA from Nerophis ophidion (straightnose pipefish), 6795 nucleotides. RefSeq names its product integrator complex subunit 6-like. The transcript has 15 exons. Bases 257 to 2239 code for a protein of 660 amino acids. The record is from RefSeq and is a predicted model, not a curated record. Gene Ontology annotation, cellular component: integrator complex. NCBI's taxonomy places the organism in Eukaryota, Metazoa, Chordata, Actinopteri, Syngnathiformes, Syngnathidae. Gene Ontology annotation, biological process: snRNA 3'-end processing.
GGAAGGAACCCAUUCUUCCUUGAGCCCGCCAUCAUCAUUGCCAUCACCGACGGCAACAAGCUGACCAGCAGUGCGGGGGUCCAAGACGAGCUCCACCUCCCUCUGACCACGCCCCUGCCAGGCAGCGAGCUGACCAAGGAGCCCUUCCGCUGGGACCAGCGCCUCUUUGCACUCGUGCUGCGGCAUCCCAGGCCACGCCUCGGUGGAACCCGAUCCCAUCGGAGGCGUACCGUCUGACGACUCGCCCAUCACGCCAAUGUGCGAAGUCACGGGAGGACGCUCGUACAGCGUGUUCUCCCAGCGUAUGUUGAAUCAGUGUCUGGAGUCCCUGGUCCAGAAGAUUCAGAGCGGCGUGGUCAUUAACUUUGAGAAAACGGGGCCGGACCCUCCCCCGCUGGAAGACGCUGCGGCCGAGUCGCUCAAGUUGGGCCCUCAGCCUUGGCACUGCUGCCACAAGCUCAUAUACGUUCGGCCCAAUCCCAAAACCGGCGUUCCCAUUGGUCACUGGCCCGUCCCCGAAGCCUUCUGGCCCGACCAGAACUCGCCCACCCUGCCCCCCCGCUCAGCCCACCCCCACGUGCGCUUCUCCUGCGUGGAUGCCGAGCCCAUGGUGAUUGACAAGGUGCCCUUCGACAAGUACGAGCUGGAGCCCUCGCCACUCACGCAGUACAUCCUGGAAAGGAAGUCUCCACACACCUGCUGGCAGGUCUUUGUGUGUAACAGUGCCAAGUACAAUGACCUGGGAGAACCUUUUGGCUACCUGAAGGCCAGCACUGCUCUCAACUGUGUCAACCUCUUCGUCAUGCCCUACAACUACCCUGUGCUCCUGCCCCUCCUGGACGACCUGAUCAAAGUGCACAAGUUCAAGCCCAGCAUUAAGUGGCGGCAGUCCUUUGAGAACUACCUGAAGAACAUGCCUCCAUACUAUAUUGGGUCCCUCAGGAAGGCACUAAGGAUCAUGGGAGCUCCCAACCUGCUGGCAGACAACAUGGAGUACGGCCUGAGCUACAGCGUGGUCUCCUACCUGAAGAAGCUCAGCCAGCAGACCAAGACGGAGUACGACCGCCUGAUUGCCUCCAUCGGAAAGAAGGCGGUGGCGGAGGCGGGCAUCAAGGUGCGCUGGCGGGGUGGAGGCAUCUCCCUGGCCCAGCGCAGAGACUUCAUCCAGCAGCUACAGAGCCUCUCUGGUGACGUCCCUCUGGUCCCUCUGGAGCUCAACCCCAAAGAGUUCCAGGGGUUCCACCUGGCGUUGCUGAACAAGGACCUGAAGCCUCAGAGCUUCCGGAACCCCUACGACAUCCCCCGCAGUCACCUGCUGGACCAACUGAGCCGCAUGAGGAGAAACCUUCUCAACACCAGUGUCUGCAGCCUGCGUGGCCACGACUCAGAUCAGCUCCACAGCGUCCCCAUCGCCCAGAUGGGGAACUACCAGGACUUCCUGAAAGCUGCUCCUCAGCCCCUGAGAGACGCCGACCCCGAGCAGCCCAAACGUCUGCACACCUUCGGCAACCCCUUCAAGCUGGACAAGAAGGGAAUGAUGAUCGACGAGGCCGAUGAAUUUGUCACCAGCCCGAAGGAGAACAAAGGCAAGAGGCCAUCAGACAACAACAUGACAGGAGGCGGGCCCAAGAGGAGACGCUGCAUGUCACCUUUGCUGCGCCUGGGUCACGCCUACACGCCCCCUGUCAGUCCUCGGUCCACCUCAGACGUGGACAUGAGCGAUGAAGAAGUGGAACCCCAUCCCAUGGUCAACCACCUCCAUCGGAACCACUGCAGCCCAGAAAGAAGCUCCGACUCCGACUCGGAACCUCAAGAGAACCACUCAUCGGCAGACCAGCAGGACCUCCAGUAUGGGGGGGAGGAGGAGGAGGAGGAGGAGAACGGUGAGCAAGUGGAGGUGGAGGAGGAGGAGGUGAUUUUGGUGGACGGACUGGAUCAGCCGCCCCGGUACCUGUCACCUGCCGCCCUGAAGAAACACAUCCACACUGAGACCACCAAGGUGAACAACGAGCUGAGGACACUCAUCACCAGGGAGAUCAGGAAGCCUGGCAGAUACUACGACAAGAUCUUCUACUUCCUGAAGCAGAUUCAAGGCACUCUGGACACUCGCCUCAUCUUCAUCCAAAACAUCAUCAGGGAGGCGGCCAGGUUCAAGAAGCGAGUUCUCAUCGAGCAGCUGGAGAACUUCCUGGAGGAAAUCCACAACCGAUCUACCAUCAACCACGUGGACGCACUUUGACCUCCUCCUGCUCCAAGUGGACUUGCUGAGCAUCUUUUCAUCCAAAUAAGUGACAAGACCCAAUGAUCACAUGACCCUUCUUUUGCUUCGCCACAAAGAGGGAUUGGUGAUCAAUAACCACUAAGUAGUGACGGACCGUCCCAGCACCGAUCACUGUCAGGGCCGAGCAAAGAUGGCCGCCAACAGCUGAUGUGAGGCAACCGUCCUGCAAGGACUAAAGAAUCCUACAACUCAUGUUGACCUGGAAACUGCUGACAGAAGCUAAAGAUUGAUUGAUUGACCAGCAGAUAGUCCAGUCAUUCUGAUUGACUAAACAAUUAAUUGUCUUUUGACCUGUGAUUCAGUGUCCACCACUAAGUGUCGUCACAGCAACCAUUAUUGACUGACUGAUCAACUACUGCAACCUGCCAGUGAUCUACUGCUGGUCUACUGGUGACCUGCCAGUGAUCUACAGACAGCCUGCCAGUGAUCUACUGCUGGUCUACUGGUGACCUGCCAGUGAUCUACUGCUGGUCUACUGGUGACCUGCCAGUGAUCUACAGACAACCUGCCAGUGAUCUACUGCUGGUCUACUGGUGACCUGCCAGUGAUCUACAGACAGCCUGCCAGUGAUCUACUGCUGGUCUACUGGUGACCUGCCAGUGAUCUACUGCUGGUCUACUGGUGACCUGCCAGUGAUCUACUGCUGGUCUACUGGUGACCUGCCAGUGAUCUACAGAUAACCUGCCAGUGAUCUACUGCUGGUCUACUGCUGACCUGCCAGUGAUCUACAGACAACCUGCCAGUGAUCUACUGCUGAUUGACUGCUGAUCUUUUGGCGACCUACGGGUGAUUGACUGCUGACCUGCCGGUGAUUGACUGGCGAUCUACAGACAACCUGCCAGUGAUCUACUGGCAAUUUACUGGUGAGCUACUGAUGAUCUACUGGCGACCUGCCAGUGAUCUACAGACAACCUGCCAGUGAUCUACUGCUGGUCUACUGGUGACCUGCCAGUGAUCUACAGACGACCUGCCAGUGAUCUACUGCUGAUUGACUGGUGAUCUUUUGGCGACCUACGGGUGAUUGACUGCUGACCUGCCGGUGAUUGACUGGCGAUCUACAGACAACCUGCCAGUGAUCUACUGGCAAUUUACUGGUGAGCUACUGAUGAUCUACUGGCGACCUGCUAGUGAUCUACUGGCGAACUGCCAGUGAUCUACAGACGACCUGCCAGUGGUCUACUGGUGAUCUACAGGCAACCUGCCGGUGAUUGACUGGUGAUCCACAGACGACCUGCUAGUGAUCUACUGGUGAACUGCCAGUGAUCUACAGACGACCUGCCAGUGGUCUACUGGUGAUCUACAGGCAACCUGCCGGUGAUUGACUGGUGAUCUACAGACGACCUGCUAGUGAUCUACUGGCGACCUGCCAGUGAUCUACAGACGACCUGCCAGUGGUCUACUGGUGAUUGACUGGUGAUCUACAGACGACCUGCUAGUGAUCUACUGGCGACCUGCCAGUGAUCUACAGACGACCUGCCAGUGGUCUACUGGUGAUUGACUGGUGAUCUACAGACGACCUGCUAGUGAUCUACUGGCGACCUGCCAGUGAUCUACAGACGACCUGCCAGUGGUCUACUGGUGAUUGACUGGUGAUCUUUUGGCGACCUACGGGUGAUUGACUGCUGACCUGCCGGUGAUUGACUGGCGAUCUACAGACAACCUGCCAGUGAUCUACUGGCAAUUUACUGGUGAGCUACUGAUGAUCUACUGGCGACCUGCUAGUGAUCUACUGGCGAACUGCCAGUGAUCUACAGACGACCUGCCAGUGGUCUACUGGUGAUCUACAGGCAACCUGCCGGUGAUUGACUGGUGAUCCACAGACGACCUGCUAGUGAUCUACUGGUGAACUGCCAGUGAUCUACAGACGACCUGCCAGUGGUCUACUGGUGAUCUACAGGCAACCUGCCGGUGAUUGACUGGUGAUCUACAGACGACCUGCUAGUGAUCUACUGGCGACCUGCCAGUGAUCUACAGACGACCUGCCAGUGGUCUACUGGUGAUUGACUGGUGAUCUACAGACGACCUGCUAGUGAUCUACUGGCGACCUGCCAGUGAUCUACAGACGACCUGCCAGUGGUCUACUGGUGAUUGACUGGUGAUCUACAGACGACCUGCUAGUGAUCUACUGGCGACCUGCCAGUGAUCUACAGACGACCUGCCAGUGGUCUACUGGUGAUUGACUGGUGAUCUACAGGCAACCUGCCGGUGAUUGACUGGUGAUCUACAGACCACCUGCCAGUGAUCUACUGGCAAUUGACUGGUGAGCUACUGAUGAUCUACUGGCAACCUGCCAGUGACCUACUAUUGAUUGAAUGAAUGGUGACCUACCAGUGAUUGACAGGUGAUCUACCGGCGAUUGACUGGUGACCUCCCACUGACCAACUCGCAGCAUACCGGUGGUGACUGGCUGGUGAUCUGCUAGUGUUUGACUGAUGACUGAUAUUGUAUGGUGACCUACCAGUGAUCUAUAGUUUAAUGACGGGUGAAUUACCAUUGAUCUUCUGGUUAUUGACUGGUGACCUACCAGUGAUCUAUCUACAGGUUAUUGACUGGUGACUUACCAAUGAUCUUCUGGUGACUUAUCAGUGAUUGACUAGUGAUCUACCAGUGAUCUAUUGGUGAUUGACUGGUGAUCUACCAGUGAUCUAUCGGUGAUUGACUGGUGAUCUACCAGUGGUCUGUCAGUGAUUGACUGGUGACUUACCAGUGAUCUUCUGCUAAUUGAUUUGUGAUUUACCAGUGAUCUACUGCUGAAUGAUCAACGAUUUACCAGUGAUAAUCUGUUGAUUAACUGGUGACUUACUCGUGAUCUUCUGGUCAUUGGCUGGUGAUCUGCUAGUGUUUGACUGGUGACCUACUGGUGACUGACUGAUGGUGUAGCGGUGAUCGACUGCGUACCUACCACUGAAAGACUGGUGACUGACUGGUGAAACAUUGUGACCAACUGGUUGUCUAGUAAAGAGACUGAAAGAGUGAGUGAGUGGGCAAUGGUCAGUCCAAGGGAGACAAAAAGGUGAUCAACAUAUUGACAAGCAAUACAGGAGUGCAGGACCACUAGUCGACUUUAACUAAUUAACCAAACAUUGCUGAGUCAUGAUUGACAAGCAAUGGAAUGAAUGACUAGUAGUCGACCGUUAACUAGUUAACCAAUCAUUGCUGAGUCAUGAUUGACAAGCAAUGAAAGAGUGAAUAACUAGUAAUCACCUUCAACUAGUUAACCAAUCAUUGCUGAGUCCUGGUUGACAAGCAAUGAAGGAGUGAAUGACAAGUAAUCACCUUCAACUAGUUAACCAAUCAGUGCUGAGUCAUGAUUGAUAAGCAAUGAAAGAAUGAAUGACUAGUAGUCACCUUCAACUGGUUAAAAACAUUACUGAAUCCUGGAUGACAAGCAAUGAAGGAGUGAAUGAGUAGUAGUCACCUUUAACUAGUUAACCAGUUAUUUCAGAGUCAUGCUUGACAAGCAAUGAAGGAGUGAAUGACUAGUAGUCACCUUAGACUAAUUAACAAUCAUUGCUGAGUCAUGAUUGAUAAGCAAUGAAAGAGUGAAUGACUAGUAAUCACCUUCAACUAGUUAACCAAUCAUUGCUGAGUCCUAGUUGACAAGCAAUGAAGGAGUGAAUGACUAGUAAUCACCUUCAACUAGUUAACCAAUCAUUGCUGAGUCCUAGUUGACAAGCAAUGAAGGAGUGAAUGACUAGUAAUCACCUUCAACUAGUUAACCAAUCAUUGCUGAGUCCUAGUUGACAAGCAAUGAAGGAGUGAAUGACUAGUAAUCACCUUCAACUAGUUAACCAAUCAUUGCUGAGUCCUAGUUGACAAGCAAUGAAGGAGUGAAUGACUAGUAAUCACCUUCAACUAGUUAACCAAUCAUUGCUGAGUCCUAGUUGACAAGCAAUGAAGGAGUGAAUGACUAGUAAUCACCUUCAACUAGUUAACCAAUCAUUGCUGAGUCCUAGUUGACAAGCAAUGAAGGAGUGAAUGCCUAGUAAUCACCUUCAACUAGUUAACCAAUCAUUGCUGAGUCCUAGUUGACAAGCAAUGAAGGAGUGAAUGACUAGUAAUCACCUUCAACUAGUUAACCAAACAUUGCUGAGUCCUAGUUGACAAGCAAUGAAGGAGUGAAUGCCUAGUAAUCACCUUCAACUAGUUAACCAAUCAUUCCUGAGUCCUAGUUGACAAGCAAUGAUAUUUAGCUAGUUAACUAGGCCUGCUGGUCAUCAGGCGAGUGAAGAUGGUUGACAGAAAGGUCACAUGACAUGACAGCAUCACUCCGAGGGACUGUGGUCUAUGAAGCAACGUGAUUGGUCAACAGGAAGUGACUCCGCCCCGUCCGUUCGAGUCACUUCCCCACAAUGCACUUGUUAUUUUUGUAAUCACAAGUGGUUUUUGGAUGUGGACCAAAAGAUCUGCCAUUGGUGAGCAGUAUUUUGUAAAGUUAGUGUACAUAACAUAUUUAAAGAUGGUGGACAACCUUUUGUAAGUAUUUCCAUCAAUAAAUCUAUUUUCCACAGUCA